Messenger RNA from Fusarium pseudograminearum CS3096, 1242 nucleotides. RefSeq lists its product as uncharacterized. Gene Ontology annotation, cellular component: extracellular region. Bases 1 to 1242 code for a protein of 413 amino acids. Gene Ontology annotation, biological process: defense response. Lineage: Eukaryota; Fungi; Ascomycota; Sordariomycetes; Hypocreales; Nectriaceae. The transcript has 2 exons. The record is from RefSeq and is a predicted model, not a curated record.
AUGGGGUCCUCUUCGAGACGCAGGGGCGCUAGUAGCAUUUCCAUCUGUCGAGCGUUGGUGCCUACUCUUGCCAUUGGUCUCUUUCUUCAGACUGCAAAGGCGGAUGGCUUAGCUACUGCCGCCAAAGGAUCAGACAAAGGACUUUUGAAUUUCCCGGGACGAAUUAGAGCUGCGACCCGAAGGGAACCGGAUGACUCCGAACACUCUGAUAGGCCUAUUCCUUUGACCAUCACCAACAAAUGCGACUCAACAAUAUGGCCCGGUAUCGCGACACAGGCUGGCAAAGGCCCAGGAACAGGAGGUUUCGAGCUUACCCAAGGAAAGAGCAAAGACCUCUGGGUCUCAUCAGAUUGGCAGGGACGAGUUUGGGGUCGCACAAACUGCACAGUGAAGGAUGAUUCGUGCUCUUGCAAAACGGGCGACUGUUCUGGAAUGUUGGAUUGCGAGGCCAGUGGUGCUACGCCAGCGACUCUAGCUGAAUUUACGUUGGCUGGUGGUAUGAACGGGAAACAGACAUUUUACGAUAUCUCAUUAGUAGACGGUUACAACCUACCAAUGGGUCUCAACUACAUUCCUGCAAAGAACACGACCUUUAUCCCACCCAACCUUACCAAUUGUGCCUGCAUAGCAUCUCCUAGUUGGAUUUAUGCAAGCAGCGAGACUGGGAUCUAUUACACGAACUCGACGUAUCCUGUUCCGCUGGAAACUCGGGUCAGCAAUGAGAAUGCUCGCAAUUGGUGUCCAUGGAAGUACCUCGCUUUUCCACCCACUAAGCCUGGCGACGGGGUCUACCCUUAUCCAGACGACGACAUUCAACGACCAGAGUUCUCCCCGUGUAACAGCGCAUGCGCUGCAUACGGGACUGACAAGGAUUGUUGUGUUGGAGAAUACCACGAUCCAAACGUUUGCAAGCCAUCGGCCUACAGCAAGAGGGCAAAGAUAAUCUGCCCCGAUGCCUACAGUUUCGCUUUUGACGAUCAGCAGUCCACUUUCAUUAUUCCCACAGGUGGAGGAUUUGAAGUCAUCAUGUGUCCAAAGGGCCGGUCGACUAAUAUUUUACGACAGCUUGGAAAAGAAAUGAACGAGCUAGCUGAAUCAGGCAGCCUGUCGGAGUUGACACAGAAGAAGCUCACAGACGUCACUUAUAUUGUAUCUGAAAAGAGCCUUGGAAAUCAUGUGUUGCCCACAGGACUCCUAAUGGUUUCGACAGGAUUGGCAACUGCACUUUGGCUUCUUGUCUAA